Adineta steineri is the source of this 915-nucleotide messenger RNA. The record is from the annotation of a GenBank genome assembly. NCBI's taxonomy places the organism in Eukaryota, Metazoa, Rotifera, Eurotatoria, Adinetida, Adinetidae.
AUGACUUUUUUAUUAAGAACAUCAACACCAUCAUUAUGUGUUACACAUCAGUUGAAUGAUACCAAACAAGAAGAAGUUGAUCAUGAUAUAUAUAAAUUAAAAUAUACUGAAGAUAUAAGUCAAAUGACAAGAAAAAAUGAUCACAGAUCUGCAGCAGUUAAUAAACAAGCGCUUGUUUUCGAAGAACAUGAUAACGAUGGACAAAUUCAUCCAGCUGAAACAGAUGACAUCAAUAAAAACUUAAUGAAGAUUCGAACAUUACAAUUAAUUGGUGGUGCAGGUCGUGUAACUGUAGUUCAGUUACAAGUUGCUUGUGCUAAGAUCUGCUAUCAAUGUGACGAUAAGAAUCCAUCUAGCAAAUUAAAAUUCAUCGGUGAAAAGAUUACAAAAUGUAAUGGUGUUGCAUUUGAAAAAUAUGCUACAAAAACUUCAAGAGCUUUUGGUGCUGCCGUUUUAACAUGUUAUACGAAAUUCAACGAAACUGGUGGUGUCGUUAAACGAGGUGCAUUUGGACUUGGUGAAACAUAUGAUAAAAAUUUUAAAUGUCGUGAUCGUUUUCAUGUAUGUUGUCGUACAGCCUUUUGUAACAAACAUGCCAAAGCUCCUUGCCCACCAACACCUAAAGCAACAACAAAGAAAGAAGUAAAAGCAUGUUAUCAAUGUAAAGGAGCUGAAAAUUGUAAACCAGAAAAACUUGAUGGAUCUGAAAUUCGUACAUCAGGUGCUUUUGGUGGCAAGAAUUUAUACUGUUUUACUAAAUUCGAUCCAAAGACAGGUAUUGCUGUUGCCCGCGGUGGUUUCGGUUUUGGUGAAUCAAUCGAUAAGAAUCUUAAAUGCGAUGCCAAACAUUAUUUAUGUUGUUACGACAAUUUAUGCAACAAUCAAACAGCUGGUUUCUGUGCUAAACCAAAAUAG